AUGUACAUGCCAUCGCAUGACCGAACCACCGUGCGUACUAGGGAGGGAGAAGAUGAAGAGGAUAGGAGAAAGAUCAAACGGCCUCGGGCGAAACUCACAUGUCUGAAUUGCAAGCGAAGGAAGACGAAAUGUGAUAAAUGCUACCCUUGUUCAUCGUGCACUACAAGGGGUGAAAGUGAUUCGUGCCAUUACGAAGAGGGAUAUGAACCCAGCUCUCACAAUCUGUCGAAUCACGAGUACAAGGCAAUACAAGAUCGAUUAGAAAGGAUUGAAAAUGCUCUAUUAUCUUCUCCAAGACCAUUAACCUCACCUUCAAUCACCAGUAGGCGACGUAUGGGGGGAGAAGGAGGAGCAGCGACACAGGAAAGAGCCCACAGCGUGCUGGUAGCAUCAAGGAGCAAAACUAACUAUGCGCCUUCACCGACAUUCCAAGAAGAUAUGAACCCUAUAUACCCAGCGGUCAGAUCAGAUACAUUCCCGAAUAUCAUACUUACUACUACCCAGGCGAGAUCGGCCAGAUGGCAUAGAGAGAUGCAGUUGAUUCUCGAUACUUUACCAAACGAACGUCAAAUGGAGUUUAUGACGAAUCAUUAUUUCUCGAAAAUGCAAUUUCUAGGUCUGCAUAUCGUGGAAGGCGUCUUUCGAAACGAAAUGACACAAUUCAUAUCCCUCACAUCACUCAAUUUGCAUUUUUCUGUGGAUCCAGCUUGGUUAGCUCAGCUGGUUUGCAUUCUGUGGGUGACCUGCCAUUAUCUUACCAAAAACGAACAGCUUCUUCGAUCCGAAGCGAUGAUCAACUUGGGAUUGACCAAAUCUGGUCUGAUAAAUCUUGCCAUAGGGCUAUAUGAUGCUUUGGAAAUGGCUUUCAACUGCUCAGGGUGGUUGUUCAAACCCCAAUUGAGGAUCCUGCAGACGUUACUCGUACCGAUAUAUCUCAAUAUGCAAGGAUGUUAUCAUACCGGACCAUUAUACGGUCCACCAUCCGAUUGGUCCUGUUGUCUAUGGUUCGACAUCGCCGUAGGGAUCUGCAAAGGGUUGGACUUACACCUAGACCCAAAGAUAGAGGAUAUAGCCAAAUUGCAAGAUCCAGCUCUACCACCUUCCAGACCUAUAUACAGUAUACAAAUGAUUCGACGAGUCUUCCACGACUUGUUACUGUUCGAUACGUACUCUAUCAUCAAUUCGACCGACGUAUCGAGGAAAUUGUUACCUUAUGCCUUUCCUGACGAAUCAAUCUUGACCCCCUCGCCUUCUAACUACACCGAUCAGGCAAUUCUCUCAGAAGGUCAACCUUGCCCACGAUCUGAAAAAACUCCCUUCAUAUGGACAUUACAUCAAAAUCUCAUCUCCCAAGAAUGGCGCAAGAUCGUAGUCCUCCUGGAAAACCUUGAUGAGACACCUUACUCAGCAGUGAUGGAAAGGAACCAAAUGCUCCGAGAUGCAUUUACCGAUUUCUUGGCUUUGAAAGCGGAUGGUGAUUUGAAUCAACAUGAAUCGGAUGCGUUCGCUCUUACAUAUAGUUCCUACCAGCAACGUUUCUUGCGAUUACAUCGACCGUUCUUCCUCCGUGGAUAUCGAGAUACCCAAUUCGAAUAUUCCAGGAUUACAGUGGUAAAUGGGGCGCGACAAAUUGCCAAGACUCAUAGGAGAUUACUAAAUGAUAGUUCAGACCGUUCCAUUGUGAAAAGUGCUGUCUUCAUGUUUCAACAUCACAUUACGGCAUUACCUAUCCUCCUGCUCCAUGCACUACAUGACCGAUCAUCUUCGGCUCAAAUGAGGAUCGAAUUAGUAGAAUCUUCAGAAGCGUUCAUGAGGUCUUUGAAUUCUGGUUUCCAACUUCAUACGCGUAUAGCUGCCAAGGGAGUUUGUAUAGCUAAUGAAAUGAUUAAAGUAAUUGAUAAUGCACCUGAAAAUUUGGAAAAUAUAGAAGAUCUCCUUCAAUCCAUUAACGUACAAUCAAAAGCUGCCGAGAUGAAAUUACUGGAAACGAAUAUGAAUGUGAACCCGAACACGAGUGCCAUAACCAGUACAAAUAUCAACUCAUACUUGGAUACUCAACAACCACAAGUUGACGCCCAAGCCGAUUCAAAUAUGAUGACAGGGGAUCAAAGCAAUAUGAUGACUCUCUUGCCGAAUGCCGAACAGAAUUGGUGGGAUACGGACUGGACGUCGUUCCUUCGAGAUAUGUAG
This is a messenger RNA of Kwoniella botswanensis, 2190 nucleotides long. RefSeq lists its product as uncharacterized. Bases 1 to 2190 code for a protein of 729 amino acids. Gene Ontology annotation, biological process: regulation of DNA-templated transcription. NCBI's taxonomy places the organism in Eukaryota, Fungi, Basidiomycota, Tremellomycetes, Tremellales, Cryptococcaceae. The record is from RefSeq and is a predicted model, not a curated record. The transcript is spliced from 12 exons. Gene Ontology annotation, molecular function: DNA-binding transcription factor activity, RNA polymerase II-specific; zinc ion binding.